Molecule: messenger RNA, 453 nt
Organism: Rasamsonia emersonii CBS 393.64
Lineage: Eukaryota; Fungi; Ascomycota; Eurotiomycetes; Eurotiales; Trichocomaceae
Exons: 2
Coding region: 1-453 (150 amino acids)
Source: RefSeq, a predicted model, not a curated record
AUGUCAAACCCGACCUCCCCAACGACCGGCGAAGACGUCGGCAACCACCCAACAACCUCCACAGCCGGAGGCGCCAGCGCCGUGCCCACGCCCGCCAACAACGCCGGCGGCGGCUCAGGCUGGGGCGACAAAGGCUUCCACAAGGGCGGAGGGACAGGCUCGCCGAAUCCCAGCCAGGGCCUGGGCCACGCGCCGAUGCCCAACCCAGCGGCCUCGUUCGGGAACUUCCUCGGCUUGCAGGAGCAGAAGCACGCUGCCGAGUACCAUUCGGCGCAUCAGUUCGAGCGCGCGGCGGGCUAUGAGAAGGCGACGACGGAAUCCGGUGAAGAGACCUGUGCGUCGGAGGAUCAUAGUUUUAUGUAUCAUACCCCCGGUUGUCCGCAGAAUUUGCCUGGGGCGAAUUUUAUUAAGGAUGCUUGGGAGAGGGCGACGAAGUAUGGACGUGGUGCUUAG